Gigantopelta aegis is the source of this 2800-nucleotide messenger RNA. RefSeq lists its product as uncharacterized. The transcript has 3 exons. The record is from RefSeq and is a predicted model, not a curated record. The coding region runs from base 1210 to 2604 and encodes 464 amino acids. NCBI's taxonomy places the organism in Eukaryota, Metazoa, Mollusca, Gastropoda, Neomphalida, Peltospiridae.
GCAGUGAUUAAAUAUAUUGUGACAGAAACACCACGGCCAAAAGUAAUGCAGAUUGCAUCACCUAUAGUGCCGUGCCAUAUGUGUUAAACAAACACAUCAGCAUUGUGCAGACCUCCAGUUGCCGUGUUUCCGAUGGGUAUGUAAAAUCAAUACAUAAUACCGUUAUGAUAACUAUUUACGGAUAAUCGGGUCAAGACUUUUCAAGACGGAUGUGUUUGCUCGCGGGCAGGUGGACGGCAAUUUGGUUUUGUUCAGGGAAAUCAAUUUGGCUUCGAAGGUAACAAGCAAACGGGGCACCAGCUUGUGUUCACCCUUGCAGUUUAGUUUUUCUUCUAAUGUCAGCGAAAUCAAUUUCACUUGAAAUGUAACAAGCAAACGGAGAAUCGCGUUGUGUUCACCGUCCCAGCUUGUUGUGUAUUGUGUGAGUUUUGUUUUGCCAGGAAAUAACUUUGACAUUUAAGGAUACAAGCAAAUGGGACAUCAAAUUGUGCUGACUCUUGCAGAUUAUUAUUCUUUAUUAAGAAAAUCAGUUUGAUUUUCAAAGCAACAAGAAAACGGGGCAUUACGUUGUAAUCACAUUCACUCUUUUAUUAUUAUUAUUUUAUUUUUUAUGUUUUUUUUGUGUUUUUUUAUUUUUUUGUCAGAAAAAUCAUCUUGACUUUGAAGGUAAUAAGCAAACGGGGCAUCACGUUGUGUUCACACUCGCAAUUUUUUAUUUAUUUAUUUUUAAAAUUAUUUAAUUCUUUUUGUCAGACAAAUCAGUUUGACUUUGAAGGUAAAAAAACAUUGGGCGCCAGCUUGUGUAAUCCGGAAUUACGAGGUUCAAGAAGGUAAAAAUAUGAGCGUCAGCUUGGUAGUCAAGUCCAAGAAAUAUGAUAGAAAACGUGGCGAUCGCCGUCAGCUUGUGUGACCCUGAAUUACAAGAAAUAUGAUAGAUAAUCGUGACAAUCGCCGUCAGCUUGUGUGACCCGGAAUUAAAAGAAAUAGAUGAUCGUGACAAUGGUAGAAACGUGUGUAACUGUGUGAUGAACAGCCGUCGCCACUACUGACUAAGAUCAUUCGAAUGAUGAUGUUUCUGCUAUCACGAAAUAGUACGAUGCUGCGCCGUGAUUCCCAGGAAAUGGAUACUGUUACAUCUGAUCGGUACAGAUGAUGGGCAGGCCCUAACAACAGUAGGAUGCUGAAACCGACAAUAAGACUCAUGACGGGAUGAACAUUGGCCGACUAGCCAAUGGGAACAGCGACCAUCAGAAUGCAACCAAUGAGAAUGCGAUGUACCACACGCCGCCGAUAGUCGGCCUGUCUCCUCGUCUCUCGGGCCACAACCUCACGUACAGACUGCGAGCCGACCUCAACGACAGCAAGGGACUCGUCCCCCCUGAGGCCGACAUCGUCACCGAGUACAGCUUGGAAGAGCGGGAGUUCUACCAGUCGUACGACCCGAACGUUGGCCUGCACACCGCCGCCGUGCUGGGAGGCAUCCUCGUGCUGCUUAUCCUCUUCCUGCUGUACAAGACCAAGUGCAAGAAAGCCGUGAAAGCAUUGGUGAAGCACAUCCGAAAGAAGCACCGCCAGAGGAAGCUGUUGUUGGAGCAGGAGGCGAGCAUGGGUAAAUCGGUCCCGAGCGUCGUCGAGCCGAUGUGCAACAGCACGGACGCGUGUUCGGUCGGAUGUGGUGAGUGUGAGUGUGAGAGUGUGGCGUGCGACGAACAGCCUAUCGUCUGCCAGACAAACGACUGUUGCCCUGGCAACUCACAUUCUUGUGUGCCCGCGACAGACGCGGUGAUGAUGGAUACGUCACCGCGCGGAUCAAACAUGGAGGUGACGUCGACGGAGAUUCCGACGUUCAACAUCUCUGGACCAUCUCCUUCAUCCUCCCCGGUGGAGGACAGCUCUUUUCAGACGCUUCCCGUGUUAGAGACGGACAUCGCCACGGCGACGGCUCUGUGGGUUCAGGACAUGCCGCUGUCGUCGCAGAGUGUCAACGACGUGUCUGGAGUCAUCUUACAGGUGCAGUCGAACAUGACGAAGAUGCACACGACCGGGUCGUGUCCGCUACAGACAAUGCUGUCGCAGCCGAGCCUCACCCCCAUUCCACUAGCUCAAACAUGGAACAAAAGCUUGCCAAUCUUGUCAAAAAGUAUUACUAUGUCUUGUGAACACAUGCAGCUGGAGACGGGAUGUGAUAUUCAGUCGAAGGAACAAGCGCGUAGUAGGAAUCCGCAUAACUUGACAAUAGCAAUUCCCGAUGCAACAGAUCUCUCGUCAACAGCCAAACUUCGUGUCCAUUCCCCAGUGCCUUUUCCCGUCACACCCACAGUAACUAUUCAGAAUUUUACCUCAAAGGGAAACUCGCAACAUUCUUCCCUCCAAAGAGACAGCAAUGAUUCCCUGACCUCCAACUCCUCCGAGGAUCUGCUUCUAGUUCCGUCGAGUAGCACGCUGAGUUGGAAAUGCAAAAACCCACGACCUGCGGGAUGGACUGGUGUUUCUGACUCGUGUGAAUUGUUUAGUGACCGUUCCAAGACCAGUGUAAAAUCACGUAGUGACCGUUCCAAGACCAGUCUAAAAUCAAGUCCUCUUAACACGGAAACAAAGUUUUAGUAGACUGUUUAGUUCUUUCAAUGUUUGUCGCAAUAUUGUGUCUUGUGGAUGCGUGAAAAACCAUUAUCUACUGCAAAUCCCAUUGUGAUUGAUGUUACAUGUGAUAUUUUUGCCAUUAAAUCGUUACAUAUGACUGAUUAUAUAUAUAUAUAUAUAAUGGAAUACAUUUAUGUCUAGCAUGCUAGUAUGUUAUGGA